Messenger RNA from Trichomonas vaginalis G3, 324 nucleotides. RefSeq lists its product as uncharacterized. NCBI's taxonomy places the organism in Eukaryota, Parabasalia, Trichomonadida, Trichomonadidae. The record is from RefSeq and is a predicted model, not a curated record. Bases 1 to 324 code for a protein of 107 amino acids. The transcript has a single exon.
AUGUUUGUUCAAACAGACAGUUUGCAGAAACUGAUCAAGCCAUUACAGAAUGAUAAUCCAAAUGCUAUUGAUUUUAUCCAAAUGCUUUUCAGUUCAUCAGUCAGCAACGACUUCAGAGACGAACAAUACAUUUCAGGUAUAUUACAAGUUAUUAUUGAUCACUCAAUGCGUCCAGGUCCUCAACAAGAUCGAAUGAUUUACAUUUUAGGCUUAAUCAUCAAAGGAAACUCAACAUCAUGUUCUAAAUUACAAAACUACACAAGAAGAUAUCGACGAAUACAAAUCAGAAAUCGAAAAUCUCAAGCAAGAAUUAUCAAAUAUUGA